AACAGUAAGGUCCUACUGAGAUCUCUCCAUAUGUUCUUCCUGAAAUAAUAAAGGUUUUUUCCCUUCUUUUUCUUUGUCAUCUCAAAGCCAAAGAAAAAGGGAAACCAGCUUUAUCUGCUUGCGAAGCAUUGUGUAAUAACAGCAGAUGGAAACAUAUGCUUAAGCCUCCUUUCCCUCCAUCAAAACAUAUGCUGCCUGCCAUGGAAACAGAAGAUGAGGAGAGGCCCCUGCUUCUUCUCCAACCUCCCCAGGUUGCAGGUUCAGAGUAUACCAGGGAUGGAUCAGUUGAUAUCAACAAACAGCCCGCUCUCAAGCACAGCACAGGGAGAUGGAGGGCAUGCUUCCUCAUCUUAGGUGUCGAAUUCUGCGAGUGCCUGGCCUUCUUCGCAAUCUCCAAGAAUCUCGUGACCUACCUCACCACUGUCCUCCACGAGAGCAAGGUCGCCGCGGCGAGAAACGUCUCUGCGUGGGUCGGAGCUUGUUUCUUCACGCCAGUUUUCGGGGCGUUCAUCGCAGACACUUACUGGGGAAGAUACUGGACGAUUGUUGUUUUCUUCCCAGUAUACGUCGUCGCAAUGCUCGUUCUGAUAGCAGCUGCGUCACUCCCAGUGUUCUCAGCACCUUCCUCCCACGGUGAUGUCCAUCGUGCAGUGGUUUACCUUGGACUCUACCUUGCUGUCCUCGCGAGCGGUGGCGUCAAGCCCUGCGCAUCAACCUUUGGGGCUGACCAGUUUGACAUCAACGACCCGGUGGAGCGGGCCAAGAAGGGCUCCUUCUUCAACUGGUACUACUUCCUCAUCAGCACCAGCUCCCUGCUGUCCGGCACGGUGAUCGUUUGGCUGCAGGACAAUGUUGGCUGGGCGGUCGGCUACGCGAUCCCGACGAUGCUCAUGCUCUGCUCUUUCGCUGCGUUUCUCGCUGGCUCGAGGGUGUACAGGUUUAGGGAAAUGAAGGCAAGCCCCCUCGCGAGCCUAUCUCAGGUGGUUGUUGCAACUGUCAGGAACUGGCACUUGAAGUUGCCGGAUGAUAGCAAACUUUUGUAUGAGCUGCCUUCUGCAACCGAUGCAAGUCACAAGAUUAAGCAUUCCAAUCAAUUCAGGUUCUUUGACAAGGCUGCCAUUGUAUCGGCCCCAUCGGACAGUGAAUUCACGGCGCCGACGAGCCCAUGGAGGCUCUGCACAGUGACACAGGUUGAGGAGCUGAAGAUGCUGCUACGGACGUUCCCCAUCUGGGCGUCUUUCGUGAUCUUCUAUGCAGUCAGCGCACAGAUGGCAUCGACGUUGGUUGAGCAGGGCAUGUUCAUGGACAACCGUGUUGGUUCGUUCGCCAUCCCGCCUGCAUCCCUCACCAUUGUUAGCGUGCUCAGUAUCCUCUUCUGGGUCCCCGUAUAUGAAACCGUACUAGUGCCACUGGCGCGGCGCCUCACCGGCAACGACAAGGGUUUCUCGCAGUCGCAGCGCCUUGGUAUUGGCCAGGCGCUAUGCAUGCUCUCCAUGGUGUACGCAGCGUUGCUCGAGGCGAGGAGGCUCGCGAUCGCACAAGCCAACGGCUUGACAGAUCAGAGUGUGCCCGUGCCAAUGAGCAUCCUGUGGCAGGCACCAGUUCACUUGGUGCACGGCGCCGCCGAAGUCUUCGCCGGUAUCGGCGUGACCGAGUUCUUCUACGACCACGCCCCAGAGACUAUGAAGAGCCUGUGCGCAGCGCUCGGGCAGCUUGCGCUCGCGUCUGGAUCUUACUUCAACUCGCUCGUGCUCGGCAUUGUCGCAGUGGCCACAGCACGCGGCAGGGCGCCCGGGUGGAUUCCGGACAACCUGAAUGAAGGCCACCUGGACUAUUUCUUCUGGAUGAUGGCCACUCUUAGCUCACUGAAUCUGGCUCUGUUUGUGCAUUACUCGAUGAGGCACAGAGGGAAGAUAACUCGUUGACCCAACAAGGAUGCUUGUCAAUACUUUCAUAUACGGGCCUGACAAGAAUUGAGAAAUGAGAGUAAAUUGCCCUUUUCAUCUACUAAUGAAUAAGCUUAAUCUGUAAAUAUUUAUGUCAGGGAUGUAAUCUUUUCUGUAAAAUGUAGCAGAGUGCAGCUCCGGAACUCCUCGCAAUCUGG
Messenger RNA from Phragmites australis (common reed), 2104 nucleotides. Its product is annotated as protein NRT1/ PTR FAMILY 8.3-like. Lineage: Eukaryota; Viridiplantae; Streptophyta; Magnoliopsida; Poales; Poaceae. Gene Ontology annotation, cellular component: membrane. The record is from RefSeq and is a predicted model, not a curated record. Bases 156 to 1925 code for a protein of 589 amino acids. Gene Ontology annotation, molecular function: transmembrane transporter activity. The transcript has 5 exons. Gene Ontology annotation, biological process: transmembrane transport.